AGGUACAAGUCCUCCUGGUCCUGAGACCUGUCUUCAGUUGGGUGAGGCGUCAGCUUGGGGGGCAAGCUGGCUCUGUCACCCUGUGCUUGUGGGACACGGGCCCACUGUGCAGCCAGCUGGGAGGGGUGCCCAGCUUUGGGUCUCCCCCUGAGAAGGCCCACAGCCCCCCAGAACAGAGGUGGUCACAUCACGGUGGCAUCUGGCUUUGGGGUUUGCACCCAUCAGGGUGAGUCAAGGGGCUUGUUUUCUGCAAGGAGCAGAGAUCUGCUCCAGGACAGAACCCUUUCUGUCCCUUCCCAUUUCCCUCCUACCCUUCCCCCUCUCCCCAAGGAGACCCCCUUGGAGAGCUGGGAGAGCGGGCGUAGAAUAGUUGGCUGGGAGGGCUGGAGGGGGCAGGCACGGGGAGUGGCAGUCACCUUCACUCCACACAGAACAAGAAUGAGAGUUUUUUUGAGAGCCCACCCUGCGGGGUGUGGGCUUGUCCAACUGAGUAAGGGUCAGAGCCCUGUCAGACUCCAAAAGCCUCUUUUCUGUGACAUCCUCUAGACCUCGGACUGUCUGGGUGGGGACAGUCCGCCUGGCUUUGCGGGUGGACCAGAUGCCCCCCCAGGGUCCCGAACCUGAGUCCAGCCCAGUGAGGGCCAGAGCGCACUGCGGAUGGCCUGGGCUCUGAGUUGCCCCAGAUGAGCUGAAUCAGACAGUGGGCUAGCAGUUGGUGUUUGUUAGGGGAUGCAGGAUCGGGGAUCCUGGCCUCCAGCUCACCUGGCCCUGGGAAAGCCCUUCUGGACUCUUGAACCUGGAUGACCUGGCCCGUUCUUUGUGUGGCCCGAAGGGAAGGCUCCCUAACUUGUUCCCAGCUGUGCCGUCCCCAGAGUUGACUCCCCAUCUAGACUGCCGGUCCCUUUUUUAAUUCUUUUUCAGCGUAGUCUUGCCCUUGACUUUGUUUAGCUGCACACCAGGCCUUGGGUUGAAACCAGCCUCCCUCAGUCAGGAGAGCAGUGCCCCAGAAGGUGUUUCGAGCUCUCAGGGCUGACCACGCAGCCCUUCUGACCAGCAGCGUCCCCACGGCUGUGGGAGUGGAGUGUGGAGGUUCACGGUUGCCUUCGGGGGUGUCCCUGCCUGACUCUGGCCGUGGAGCUGCUCGGGAGGCGACUUUACUGGAGUUCAGGAAAGCCCGUGGGGAGCACGUGCAUGCGUGGCUGAGGUUCUGUCAGUCGGUGGUGGCAGGACUCUGUGCCCGCAGUGUCCUCUCGUGCAGCUGCUGGAGAGGCGGGUGCCGGCUGGUGGCUGCGGCAGAAGGGGCAGCUGUGUGGCUUGCGCUCUUGCCUGGCCUGUCGGGGCCUCGGUCUUUCAGCCCAGCUGGGGUCUGGCUGAGGCCGGAAGGUAGUUUCUCUUGCAUGCACUCUGGCGGCCGCGAGGUUGCGUGAGGUUCAGAGCUUUACAUGCGCAGUUUGAGGGCAGUUGUUCUAAAAUCAGUGGUUGUACAAACUUGCACACAUUUGAAAUUCGUUUCUGAACCCGUUUUCAAAAGCAAACUGUCGGGUUUUUGCCUUGCGUGUUAGCAGGGACCUCAGGUCACUGCUGUCUGCUGGGGUCGGCAGAGGGGCAUGAUGGUGCCGCGUCUGCCCAUGUACUGAGCUCUGGAGAGACUGGGCAGUGCCCGGCCUACUACUCACUCCCCGAGCCGCUGCCGAGUCUGCGAAGUGCCCCUUGGAGCAGCCCACCAUCCAGCAGCUGGUGGGCAGGGGGCCGUGGGACAGUGUCUCCCCCUGCCUGGGACUUGCCCACCCAUGUCAGGGUCUCUGGUUUCACAGGGGGUUCCUGGUGCAGGCCCCAGGCCCCUGGGGGCUGGGUGGAGCCUCCAGUCAGGGUCUCACCUGGCAUCACCUGCUCUGCCCAACCAAGGUUGCAAGCUGGACAGAACCCUGGGACCCCUAGUUCCCAUCCCCUCACUUUCAGAGGAGGAGAAUAAGGCCUGCGGAGAGAAGAGCUUUAUGGCUUAUCCCCCAACUUUGUCUCAAGGCGAUGAUCACCUCCAUGUGUACUCCCAUUCACUCUUAGGCCUCACAUUGCUCUUGUUGAAUAGGAGCUCUGACGAUGGCUGGGGUUCCCCAGAGGUUAGACCCAGUGUGGCACCCUCCCACAGAGAGAGGUGUCCCUCCUCGCUUGGACCCCAGUGGGCCCUAUCUAUGCUGGGGCUGUCAUCUGUCCUGUGCCCAGAAGGCAGAUGGGGUGCAGAGCUGGUGGACAUGGGGCUUUGCCCAGGUGACCUCAACCUUGCAGACAUAGCCAGUGGACCCUCCUGGGGCCUCUGCGGAGUGGAGGGGGCCGAGCCCGUGGAGUGCUGUGGCCCUGUCCCAUGACCAUCCUGGUUGCCUGGACAUUCCCCCAGGCACUGUCAUGGAGGGCAGGUUCUCUGAGGAGGUGUACGCGCCCUGAAUGCAGCCCCAUGGCCCCAGGUGCUGACUGAGCCAGCCCGCCGGUGUGGGGAGGCACGGAUGCCCCUGCUGCUCCUGCUGCUCGGGGUCUGAGCGGAGGUCCCUCCUGUGCUGGGGCCUCCCUGUUCUCAUCAGGCAGGCUGGGCGGUGCGUGUGGGGUGGGAGGGCCUUCGGUCUGUGGGAAUGUGAGCUCCUCGCUCUGUAAACAGCCGUGACUCACCGCACAGCUAUGUGCUGGCGGCUCCAGCCCUGUGCGCUGACGUGUGCUGGGAUGACACCCAGCCCGUGGAAAAGUUUCUCAGGGCUCUUCCAGCUGCCUGGCUCCUGCCAGCCCUCUAGGUGGUCUAUCUGGCGCAGUGGGACCCCUGCACCCGGAGGGAGGAGUGCUGGUUGUGGCCCCCCCACCAAAGAGGCUGGGGGUCAGGCUGCUGUCAGGAGGCAGCUCCUGGUCCCUGCUGCCGUUCCCCCGUGCUGCUGCAUGUCUGCGUGUCUGUCUCAUGCACAUGUGUGGGGGGUGCAGGGGAGCCCGGAGCCCCCCGAGGGAGGGCCCCGCCCCGGCCCUGCUGCUGUGCUGCUCGCUGUCAUCCAGUGUCAGCUCCCGGGAAAGUGGCCGUGUUGCCUGGGCGAUGGGGGGCCCAGUGGCCUGGGCACUGACACCCUCCGGUAACGGCAGGCUGGCAAGGUGCUGGAGGCAGAAGCAGUGGGAGUCGUGUCUAGGCCAUGCCACACGCGGGGUCCCAGGGCUUUCGUCCCAGGGCGAAAGAAGGCGAGGUGGAGACACCCACCCUAGUCCUGCUCACGCUGGAGAUGGAGGCUUUGGUGAGGCUCACCCCCCCUCCCCCGCCAUGCGUUUCUCUGAUGUUCUUUCUGCUCAGUUCAUCCUGCCUAGUCCCUAACCCAGUGACAGAGCGUGCCAGCAAGUCUAGGGUCCGGUCCCCUCUGCCCACCCUCCCCCCAGCCUCGGGGGCUCACGGGUUUGUUUACUGUCCCACAACCUGUGAUGUCUGUGCUGGCUGCCCAAAGCCAUUGUUGCUGUGGGCUUCUCCGUUUCCAUGACGACCAUCAGGGGUUGGCUACGUCCCAAGGUCACCAUGGCAACUAUCAGAGGGGAAUCAUGCUUGGGAUGCUUUGGCUGGCUUUUUCAUGAAUGAUUAGAAUGUGUGACACAAUGCAGACGCGAAAACUAGAAGGGCGGGCUACGGCGGGGGCUGGCGGGCGCCGGGGACAACUCCCGCCAGACGGUUCGUGAGCUCGCACAGUGGCGGCUCCCCACCUCCCGGAUCCUGGCUUGGCUGCUGGAGGGGGACCCCGCCCACCUGGUGGGCCUCAGGUCAGGGCUGUAGGGCAGCCCAGGGCUGGUGGUGAUGUCACAGCUGCGGUGCCCUGUGCAGAGUUCCAAUUUCCAAGCCCUUCUGUUCGGGUGACUGUGCCCAGGUUAUGACGACUAAUCCCAAACCAAACAAGGCGUUAAAGGUCAAGAAGGAGGCGGGUGAGAACGCCCCGGUGCUCAGCGAUGACGAGCUGGUGUCCAUGUCAGUGCGGGAGCUGAACCAGCACCUGCGGGGCCUCACCAAGGAGGAGGUGGUGCGCCUGAAGCAGCGGCGGCGCACACUCAAGAACCGGGGCUACGCCGCCAGCUGCCGCAUCAAGCGCGUGACGCAGAAGGAGGAGCUGGAGCGGCAGCGGGUGGAGCUGCAGCAGGAGGUGGAGAAGCUGGCCCGCGAGAACAGCAGCAUGAAGCUGGAGCUUGACGCGCUGCGCUCCAAGUACGAGGCCCUGCAGACCUUCGCCCGCACCGUGGCCCGUGGGCCCGUCACCCCCACCAAGGUGGCCACCACCAGCGUCAUCACCAUCGUCAAGUCUGCUGACAUCUCCUCCACCUCCGUGCCCUUCUCGGCCGCGUCCUAGUGCCCAACGUGGGGUGGGGGUCUGGGUGGUGUGGCUGGAGCACUGGGCAGGCGGGGGGCACCUCCCUCGUGCCCAUCGGAGGGUCCCAUGGGGAGCAGACCCUUUAACACCCGAGUGCAGUAUAGACUCAUGGCGGGGACGAGGUUGCUGGCUGAAGAUGGGGUCUUGUGAGACCGUGUGCUGCACGCCUUCCCACACGCACGCACACGCACACGCGCACACGUAUGCACUUGGCCUUCCUCUGGGCCCUGCCAGCUCUCUCCAGACUGUCCUUUUCCCGGGGGGGGGGGUCUCACGCUGGGGGGCGUCGGGAGGUAUGGAAGGAAGGUCUGCUGGAGGUUCCUGGCCCUGUGGCCCAGACGGUGGGGGCUCUGUCCUCCACGUGUCCCAGGAGUGGCUGCCGCCGUCCUUCAGCUGCCGUGGGAACCCCCUCCCUGCCCUGAGCUCUGGUGCUGCAGGAGGAACCGAUUGUCCGUGGGGACGGAAAGCACCACGAGCCUGCUUUAGCCUUAGCGGAGACUGCACCGUGCAAGGCAGAGGGAGGGAGGGGGCUGCCUAAGGGGCUGUGUGUGCGUGCACGUGUGCUCGGGGACGCGCCUGCCAUUGCACCGGCACCAGCAGCACCGGGCCCUUGGGGGAGCAGCUCAGGGGGCUGGUCACUGGGGGGCCUCCGGGGUCUAUGCAGCAGGAGUUACAGGGGCAUUGGGAACCGUCCCUCUGUCUGAGUGACCCCAGGGAGUACCCUGUUGGAUCAGGAAGGUGGAGCCCUGUGCAGGGAGGGGUGGCAGGGCCUGGAGUGGAUGUGUGCAGGUUUUGUAUGGCGUGGGGUGAGGUGGGCAGGGGCCUCAGGACUGGGUUGUGGCUCUGCUGGGAGAGGACGGGCAGGGUCUGAGAGUGAGGAGGGUGCGGUGACAGGGGAGGUGACAUGGCACGGGGCCUGGACCUUUCUCCUGGGGGCACCUGGGUGGUCUCUCGGUGCAGAGGACAAGGGGACACAGCCACCAUGGUGCUUAACCCUCGCCCGGAACCUGUACUUGCUCUUUCUGGCACCUGGAACCCCAUGACCUUGGUGAUCCUUGCUGGGGCUUCCCACCCCUACAAGCCUCGAUCGAUUGGGGCUUCCGGCUCCCACGUGCUGAGCUUGGACUGCCUCUCCUUGGCCUUGCUGGAGAGAGGCUGGGGCUUCGGGGCCUGGGGGUGGGCGGUGAGCGCAAGCUCCCAGCCUCCUCUUGGCCCUGCCAUCCAGCACUGAGGGAGACCCCCAGCAAGCCGCAGGCCCCCCGCCCGGGAAGAGGAGGCUCAGGCAGGGCUGAUGGCCCCAAGGGCUGCAUCCUCCUCUUGCGUCUGCUGUCGCGAGCGACCAGUGAAGGUCUGAGGCCUCCGUCGCAUUGCAUGCGGCCUUGACCUUGUCCUGGGGAGAGGUGAAGGGUCUGGGGUGCGCUGGAUCCUUACGGAGCAAAAGGCCCAGUGUGUAAAAAAAAAAAAAAAAAAAAAAAAAAAAAAAAAGCUGUUGAUACCAUAGCCAUGGUAGGUAAUCCACAUUGGAUAUCGAUAAGGACCAUGGGGAAAUAUUUAAAAGAGAGAAAGUAUAUAUAUAUAUAAAAUUAUAUACACAUUUUAUCGUACAGAUUUUUCGUAAUUUUCCUGUUUUUACUGUAAAUCCCUAAUAGAGCAGAGCUACAGUGGGGGUGGGGGUGGGGGUGGGAGCCUGUCGCCCCUGGCUCUGGGGAGGGAGGCCCAGGCUGCCUGCCCUCUGCCUGUCCCCGCCGCCUGCUUGGCCUUGGGGGGACCCAGGAGGAGGGAAGACCAGAGCCUUCUUGUGCUCUGCCUUCCAGCUCGCUGAGAUUCCACUGUCACAGGUUUAACGUAUGGAUGCUCUUUAUGUAAGAGAAAAGGCAAGGACCUCUGUCCCUGGGGUUUGUCCCCCCUGCCUUCUGGGCUUCAGAUGCGCGGGUCCUUCCCGGGGGGGCGGGGCCUCCCGCUUCCUCACCUCUGCCGCUCAGCUGCUCCGUUUCAAUAUUUAUUUUUGUGCUACUUUUAUCAUGGUAUAAAUUAUUGAGAAGAGACCCCACGUCGUGGUCCUCGUCCGUACGACACAUGCCCCGCGCCUGCCCCUUCCCCUCACGGCCACCACCUAAUUUAUUGCUGUACAUCUCUGCCGUGACGCUUUUGUACCUUUGCAAUAAAGAGUUUUCUGGUUUCA
Molecule: messenger RNA, 6549 nt
Organism: Mustela lutreola (European mink)
Lineage: Eukaryota; Metazoa; Chordata; Mammalia; Carnivora; Mustelidae
Gene: MAFK
Product: MAF bZIP transcription factor K
Exons: 3
Coding region: 3876-4346 (156 amino acids)
Biological process (GO): regulation of transcription by RNA polymerase II
Cellular component (GO): nucleus
Molecular function (GO): DNA-binding transcription factor activity, RNA polymerase II-specific; RNA polymerase II cis-regulatory region sequence-specific DNA binding
Source: RefSeq, a predicted model, not a curated record